CCAUUCUGGCUCACACGCUUGGCCAAAGCAGUCUCGACAACCCUGGAGGCUUCGAGAGCUGUGCGGCACAUCAUGGGCUCGAGGCUCUCCUUCUUGGAGUCGCUCUCUUGUGCCAAUGAUGGGAAGAGCAGCUGCGUAGAGGUCGAGUCUUCGGUCACCCUUGGCGAUGGUGUAGCAGUCCCGCUGACAAAGAUCAGCGCGCGGUCGCUGGAGAGCACGUCCGACAGGCCGCUGCUUGUGCUGGGCCACGGGUUUACGAGGGAUCGCGGAGACUGGUGCAGUGGCCUCCGCAGUGUGUUGGAUGCCAGCUUCAGGCCGCCUUCCCCCCUGAUCGCGCACGGGGUUGCGUAUGACGCGAGGGGCCACGGCGGAUCGGAGGGCUGGCAGGGCAAGGACAGGUCGCAGUUCCACUGGUCGAGGCUGGGCAGGGACAUGCUGGAGGUGGCGGAGCAGCUGGGCGGCGGAGCCAGCAAGCUCCUGCUGGGCGGCGAGAGUAUGGGCUCCAUGGCCGCCCUCUGGGCCGCCACCCUCGAGCCCGAGAAGGUCCGGGGCGUCUUCCUCUACAAGGUGCCCACCAUUUGGGCGGCCCGCGCCGCCGCCCGGGGCAAGAGGCUCGCGGGCGCGGACGAGAUGGAGGACGCGGACCUGGCCGAACGCGCCCGGGGCGCGGCAGAGGCUGACUGCGUGGACGCGAGCGAGCUGGUGGAUAAGCUGAGGGACAUCCCGGUGGUUAUCGUGCAGGACGGGGCGGCGGCGACCCGAUGCACCCCGUCGCGUGCGCCGAGGAGCUGGCGGCGGUGCUCCCGCGAGCGCGGCUGGUGCUCUGCACGGGGCCCGACGUGGGCCAGCGGAGGCUCCGGCGGCGCCGGGACGCCGAGCUGGCGAGGUGGCUCGCGGACUGCUGCUCCUAAGUGGCUCGACCUAAUGCUACUGCUGCCGAGUGCGGCCGGCCAGAGCGGGCAGGCAGUAGGAUCGGCCGGCAGCGCCGUGGCACAAGUCCACGCCAGCGGUGGUCGUCAUGGUGCGCGCUGUCCGUGGCCGUAUCGGAGCAGACGGGUGCCGUGCGAGAGCAUGCGCUUUCACGAAACAGCACGCAUGUCGAGGUCGAUCGAACGACCGUCAGCCUGGACGGGUCUGUUGGGCCCGGUGCGAGGCGAAAGAUGCCCGUCUUGA
Prorocentrum cordatum is the source of this 1173-nucleotide messenger RNA. NCBI's taxonomy places the organism in Eukaryota, Dinophyceae, Prorocentrales, Prorocentraceae. The record is from the annotation of a GenBank genome assembly.